Messenger RNA from Thelazia callipaeda (thelaziosis nematode), 1491 nucleotides. Lineage: Eukaryota; Metazoa; Nematoda; Chromadorea; Rhabditida; Thelaziidae. The record is from the annotation of a GenBank genome assembly.
AUGGAUAUUGUUGACAGGCAAAUAAUCGACACAUUACUUCGGCUUGAUCCAAAUUUUUUCGAUGGUUUUUCACAAAUUCCAAGCAGUGUCGCAGAUUUCCAUACGGAAACUUUUUAUCAAGCCAUUGUGCUGUUGAUAUGGUCAUGUAAACGUAAUAUCAAAUUAGAUGUUCCAUCAAGACUAUUCCCACAAAGUAUGUCAGUGAAGUUCCGAUGUGCGGCAAAUGUUGCUGAUGCUGUAAAGAGCAUUGGAGUGCGUGAUCCAUUUGAUUACCAGAUGCUGCUUUAUGGACGAAGUAAAGAGUUACGUAACGUUCUUAUUGGUCUAAUCGAGAAAUUACCCAGAGAUUCAGCUGUUAUCACUGUUGUCGAAGGUAUUUCGGAACAUUAUUUCUUGCCUUGGAACAGUUCAGCGAGUCAGGCAACAAGGUUUGAUUUCAUGGGCUGCUGUGGUGACGUAAUGACUGCACUAAAUUGCAAUGACUGGCGGUACAAUCAAAGUGCAUUUAUAUGUUCUCUAUUAGAACAUAAUGCCGUCGGUAACAGUCAGGCACAAACUUGUCAGUCCAUUAAAAAUGAAACUUUAGACGCUUCGCAGACUAAAUAUUCUACUAUCAAUAAGUUACUUGAAUCACGGAUCAGAUGUAAGCCAUCUCUGUUUCCAAAACCUCGUAAAGAGGUACAAAUGAAAGUCAAGAUUCCAAAAGAAGAAAUCAACAAUGAAAAACUAAAUAAGCUAAUCAAUGAAGUUAUAUCUUUGGCAGCUUCUGUCAAUCGUAAAAAGAUGUCUGAAAUUAAAUUAAGAAGUGAAGAAGCAGAACGAUCAUUUACUUUGAAUUGCAAAAAAUGUAAAGAAAGUGAAGUUGAUGGUCGACUUAAAAAAUUGCUGGAAGACUCAAAUGCUGUUUUAAAGCUGAAGAAUUAUAUUGAAGAAAGUGAUGAGAGGAUGCACCAUUUGCAAAAUGUAUGGUUUAGAGCGAAAGCUGAAAAAGAUGAGGAGGUGAACACUAAGCGACUGGCUGUGUCAUCAUCGACAAAUCAAAUCGUAGCAAAGGAAGAAAAGCAAAUUGAUCGAAGCAUUUAUACAAAGCAUAUAUUCGAUAUGGUUAGUAACAUCAGAAAACAACAAGAUGAAAUUAAUAAAAUUGCUGUUGAAAACUUUCAUCUUCAAAAAGAAAUCAAGUCAAUCGCUGGGAAAUUAGAGCGUUGUUUUACUGUAGUUGAAACGAAAUUAUACAAAGAUGUUGAGAGGGAUGCAUCUUUACAAAAAGCGUAUAGAUUGUUGAUGAAAAUUCACGGUAAAUGUGCUUGGAUUAUCUCUAGCAUCGAUUCUUCUGGAUUAUUAGAGUGGAAAAUUGAAGAACUGAAUGAUCAGAUUGCAAUGCAGCAACAAAAAAAAAUUGAUGAAAAAUUGGAACGGAUCUUGAUUGACUGGAUGGGAAUAAAAGAAGAAAAUAUGGUCUUGACAAAACUACUAAACGAAAAUAAUUAA